GUGCAUUUCUCAUCCCGUAUUUUAUUUUCCUGUUUGGGGGCGGCCUGCCUGUGUUUUUCCUGGAGGUAAUCAUAGGCCAGUACACCUCUGAAGGGGGCAUCACCUGCUGGGAAAAGAUCUGCCCCUUGUUCUCCGGCAUCGGCUAUGCCUCCAUCGUGAUCGUGUCCCUCCUGAAUAUAUACUACAUUGUCAUCCUGGCCUGGGCCACAUACUACCUGUUCCAGUCCUUCCAGUCGGAGCUGCCCUGGGCGCACUGCAACCACAGCUGGAACACGCCCCAGUGCAUGGAGGACACUUUGCGCAAGAACAAGAGCCUGUGGGACAGCCUCAACACCAGCAACUUCACCUCCCCUGUCACCGAGUUCUGGGAGGGCUGUCCUCUGCUCCGCUCCCUGCUCUCGGAGGUUGUCUACUUCACGGCCACUUUCCCGUUCGCCAUGCUCCUGGUGCUGCUCAUCCGGGGACUGAUGCUGCCCGGCGCAGGCGCAGGCAUCAAGUUCUACCUGUACCCUGACAUCAGCCGCCUUGAGGACCCACAGGUAUGGAUCGAUGCUGGGACCCAAAUAUUCUUCUCCUAUGCCAUCUGCUUGGGGGCCAUGACCUCGCUGGGGAGCUACAACAAGUACAAGUACAACUCGUACAGGGACUGUAUGCUGCUGGGAUGCCUCAACAGUGGUACCAGUUUUGUGUCUGGCUUCGCAAUUUUUUCCGUCCUGGGCUUCAUGGCACAAGAGCAAGGGGUGGACAUUGCUGAUGUGGCUGAGUCAGGUAUGGUGGUAUUGGUGGCAGUGGUGGUGGGCACUGCCACCUAGUGUGUAAGCCGAGUACUGCAGGCAUGAAGCCAGACCCCA
This is a messenger RNA of Equus quagga, 851 nucleotides long. RefSeq names its product sodium- and chloride-dependent taurine transporter-like. Gene Ontology annotation, biological process: taurine transmembrane transport; sodium ion transmembrane transport. Gene Ontology annotation, molecular function: taurine:sodium symporter activity. Gene Ontology annotation, cellular component: membrane. The record is from RefSeq and is a predicted model, not a curated record. The transcript has 6 exons. NCBI's taxonomy places the organism in Eukaryota, Metazoa, Chordata, Mammalia, Perissodactyla, Equidae. The annotation marks the transcript as partial.